Molecule: messenger RNA, 676 nt
Organism: Cervus elaphus (red deer)
Lineage: Eukaryota; Metazoa; Chordata; Mammalia; Artiodactyla; Cervidae
Product: cardiolipin synthase (CMP-forming)-like
Exons: 2
Coding region: 123-584 (153 amino acids)
Biological process (GO): phospholipid biosynthetic process
Cellular component (GO): membrane
Molecular function (GO): phosphotransferase activity, for other substituted phosphate groups
Source: RefSeq, a predicted model, not a curated record
AGCAGUAAUGGAGGCCGUGGAGCUUCCCCAAUGUUGCGGGGAGUUGAUGAGGAAGCGGUUCACCAGUGCCCUGGAUUGCUGAGCUCUCGCCGACUGCGUCUCCCUCUAGCGCCAGCGGGGUCAUGCUGGCUUCGCGGAUGGCGCGCGCCUCUUGGGGGGCCCUGCGCGUCGCCGCGUGGGCACCGGGAGCGCGGCCGGGAAAGGGGCGCGCCCGCGGGGCUCUGCUCCUGCCCGCGCCCUGCUGCCUCGGUUUCCUGGCUGAGCGCUGGUGGCUACGCCCGGCCGCGCUCGGCUUGCGGCUGCUUGGGGCUAGCCCGCGAGCCCACUGCUCGGGCGCGGAGAAGGCAGCCCCCGGGCCCGCGACCGGACAGGAAGCUGCUGUUGAGGCCCGACGCGGCCAGUGGGGCCCGACGAGCGCCUCCAACCUGUAUGAAAACCCAUGGACAAUCCCAAAUAUGUUGUCAAUGACGAGAAUUGGCUUGGCCCCAGUUUUGGGCUAUUUGAUUAUUGAAGAAGAUUUUAAUAUUGCAUUAGGAGUUUUUGCUUUAGCUGGGCUAACUGACUUGUUCCACUUACUUAUAUGAUAAUUUCAAGAGAUGUAAUGUUGAUUGCUGCUGUUUUUUAUGUCAGAUAUCGAACUCUUCCAACACCGCGAACACUUUCUAAGUAUUUCAAU